AUGGACAUCAAGCACGAGAAGCUAAGGGCCACGGCCAGCGCGGCCAGUCAAUGCCCUGACUGUGUCAGCAGGAGCUGGAGGUGCCCCAAGCGAUGCAACCCGUCGGAUACAAAGCUUCACCGCUUUGACUUCCAGUACUCGGAGAAAAGGUGUGCGGAAGUCGUACCGUGGAAUGGCAGCUCUAUGCAGGUUGACAUGGACUUGUGGUGCGCGAUGCCAGCGACAAGGCGAUGCCGCGAUUUUUGGUGCCGACAGAAGAGGGUUGGCUGCGACAACAUGAACCGGUACACAUUCCGAGGACUGCUUUCCUCAACUGGAUCGUGCCCCGUGCCACCCGAGCACGAGGAUUUAAUGGUGCAGAAUUGCCACUGGGUCUGCAAGCGUGGUGCACCCUUCAUGCGUUGCAAGUACGACUUCGACCACUAUGGCAAGCAUGGGAUACAGUCCAGGCUGGACACGUGCUGGAUCCAGGAAAGAUGCGAACAAGGCCAAGCUCAAUCCAUAACGACAACAUGCAAGCCCGCGGCCCGUGCAGUCGAACCCCCACAUGCCAGUGUGCUCGGAUUUGCAACUUUGCUGGUCGCAGACCUGGCUCCUUUCAUGGCUCAGCCUGGCUUAGACCGUGCAUUGGGCGGCGCGCUUGCGAAGCUGGUGGCGGUUGCAGAGUCACAAGUUGCAGUGGAGAUCCGCGGAAACAUAUCACGACAGCGCGACAUGCUGGGCAACGCCACACAAGCUUUGCACGCGUCAUUCAACAUCUCCGUUUUUGGCAACGCGAGCGCCAGUCCCUUGCAACGCGCUGUUGCCACCAAAGUGUUGAUGGAGCAAGCGAACAGCAGCGAAAUCUCCGGCGUCAUGAAUCGGAUGCUUUCAGCACGAGGUCUGGAGGCGUCUGUGCAGGCAGCGGACCUGACAGUAAGCCCUGGUCUGCACAACACGACGGCCCAGAGCCCUUCUGGACAGGAAUUCUACGCUCUGGUCUCACUUCUGCGCAAGUACAAGGACUAUUUGGAUGAGGUGCACACAGACCUACAAGAGGCGCAGUCCGAGAUGAGUCUGCAGAACUUGUCGCGGGAGGACUUCACGACUAUCCAGGCUAAGCACACCUCGGCCAGGCAGCACCUGUCACAAAUCAUGUCGUCACAUGCAGAGCUAUCCUCCGAGAUUGAGACAGCCAUUGCUCAGCGGAAUUUGUCGAAGCACGCGCUGGCCAUGGCGCAAUCGGCCGCCCAGUCGGCCGCUGCCGAACUGCUCCGGAUGCAAGCGAACUUGUCCUCUUCGCAGGCCGAUCUCGCCGCGCUGAAACAGAAGCAAGUGGAAGCUGAGCAAAGUCUUCUGAACGCUCUGGCUGCCAAAGAAGGCUUGAACAAGCAGUUGAAGGCCAACGCAACCAGACUGGGCACUUCGCUCGAGGCUGUUUACGAGGAUCUGAAGUACAUGCGGCAGCUGCUGGUGGAAACCCGCCAGGCGAAUCAAAGCAUCCAUGAGGAGCUGCGCAGCUUGGAGGAGGACUUUCUGGAGGAGCAAGCCAACCACAACGUCACAAAAUUUGUACUGGCGCUCGAGCGACAGGACCACAACCUAACAAUGGAAGAGCUGGAGAAAGCCGAAGAAGAUCGCGCUCGAACGCAGUGGCGGUUGCAGUCCGAGAAGCAGCAGCACAUCGAAACCAAGCAGGGUCUGCAUGAUGAGCAGGUCCUCCACCUACAGACCAAGGCUCAGCUGCGCGAGGCGAGCAAGGCGGCCUCCACGAUGACAUUGACCUUCAUUCUUGUGACAUCCUGCAUGUCGCUACUGGUGGUAGCGCUGGCUGCGGCGUUCCUCGUGACUCUGCUCCGCAAGCGCAGCGUGGAGCGAAUUCCCGUCCUGGCACCGAAUGCAGGUGGCGAGAACAACAUCGUGGUAGGCCUUCGCUUCCUCAAGCUUCGUGCAUCUCCCACUUUGAGGCCUCAUAGGCUGCAACCUCGUUCGCACCAGUGUGAAGGCCGUCCAGUGCAGCCUCCACCGGCAACGGACGCAUGGGUCAAGACCGCGCUUGCCUGUCGAGAUCGGCACAAAGGGAGGGCCUACUUUGCUUACAAGUGCGUCCAGCUGGGCUGGAUGCUCGGGGAGGAUAAGACGCCGCUGGGCGAUGUUUUCCAGAAAAGCUCUGAGAGGCUGCUGAGGACGCUGCAUUUACAUCUCCUCCUUGUCUCUCAGACCUGUGCUGGCCACAAGUGUGUCGCAGCGGGCCCUCGAGCCCUGGCAGCGCUGCCUCCAGGGCCCACAGGGACAGCACGCCUGGUCGUGGCAGCAGCGCGUGGGGCCGAGUGGUGGGAAGAGGUCCCGGGCGGAUCAUGGACACGACUCCAGGAGGCUGCAGACCCCGGCUUGGGAAGGCCUUUCUUUUCAGUGGCUGUGGAGCCCAGCACCGGCUUGGUUGCAGUUGGAGGCGGUGCCGGCCGUGCAGCAAGCCUUUUUGCUCCGAACGGCUCGUUGCUGGCCACCCUGGGCGGCCACACUGGUUGGGUGCGCGAUUUGCUUUUCCAAGAUGGCCAGCUGUUCAGCAUCGGCUGUAAUUUCAUCAAGGUCUGGAGGCGGCAUGGCGACGCCCAUUCCUCUUGGCGUCACCUGGGCGAUCUUGAGGUUCGAGGUGAUCUCCUUGCACUGUCCGUUUGUGGGGGCUUUUUGGUUGCAUCCGGGGCUUCCAGACGACACCACUGGUUCCGAUUGUCAAGCAGCAAGCUGCGCCCGAAAGAGUGGCUAGCAGAAGCGCAAGCAUCGCUCACGGAAACGGACAGUCCUCACAUUGGUCGCACGACUUGCCUGGCCUGCAGAGGGUCAAGGCUGUUCUCCUGUGGGCAUGAUGGCAGAGUGUGCAUACGGCAAGCGGAUGGCAACGCACAGUGCUCCGACGAGCUGCCAGGGGGGAAGCUUCUCUCCAUGGCGCUCCUUGAUGGGGGAAAAGUUGCAGUUGGUACGGAGGAAGGGCAAGUGCAUGUCCUCGAUGCAGAGAGCCUUCGGGCAUUGGCCAGCAUCCAGCCAUUCCCUGGUUCUCCCAUCAACGCAUUAGCGCAGGUCCCUGAGGAGCGUAUUGCAGCUGCCUCGAGCGCCGUCGCAGGCUUCGCAGUGGCAUCCCUGACUCGUGGCAUGGAAUUCUCGCGUACCGGCAAACGAGGCAUCCGGUCCGUGGCGCUCCAUCUUCAAGGUCGGAUAAGAUCUCCAACCGAUCCCGGCGUGCGCUCAUUGCGCGAACGCCUCCAGACUGAAAACUGCAUGGCAGAGUUGCCCGUCUUCUCGCCGUCCAGCGCUGACUUCAAUGCGUCCUACGUGUCGGAGAUCUUUCGGAUCAAUGGCUUCGUGGUCCUUGAAGACGCGCUGUCAGACCUGCAGCUCCAGGAGUUGCACGAGGCCUGCGACGACAUCAUGGACCAAGUCUUCCAAGCCGACCCCGAAGGAAGCUUCGGUGGUGGAGCUGGGAAGCUGCCACAUCGCUACAGUUUGGGAGAUUCCUCCAGGACCAAGUCGAACUUCCAUCUCGAGGCGUUCGCCUCGCUCGUGGACCUUGAGACUACAACUCCACUGUUGAUGGCCAUUUUCGGAUCACGCGAGUACCUCGCUGCUGGCUGCGGGGGCGAUGUUGCUCUGGCUGGUGCCAUUGAGUACCAAGCCUUGCACCCUGAUGCGAUUUGGGGUGUGCUGGAGAAGCCUGUUGCAGACUACGAUGUGCCGCCAGCAGUGACUAUUAACUUCGUGCUGGAGAACCUGACCGCAAUCAAUGGUCCAAUGCGUGUGGUGCCUGGUUCGCAUCGCUGGCGACAUCGCCCUCCAACCCUACACGAGGAGCCAGACUGGAUGAUGUUCAACACACUUUGCCCAAUCCGAGCAGGAGCUGCCAUCUUCCGGGACAACCGACUCUGGCAUGGCGGCACCCCAAACCUUUCGAGUAAAAUGCGGGCCUUGCCCAACAUGGAGUACUUCCCUCCUGGAGCCAUGCCCUCCCUUGGCUGGUUGGACCGACAUACCAUGCCCUGGCACAUUUGGCAACGGCUUUCUCCCCUCGGGCAGUAUCUCUCACGCUACACCGUGGCCCCACCGGACGAGUCCAUCCCAGGAAUCAAUGAGUACACACCAGGAGCGAUUCUGGAGAUCAUGCCUUUUCUCCGCUAG
Molecule: messenger RNA, 4149 nt
Organism: Symbiodinium natans
Lineage: Eukaryota; Dinophyceae; Suessiales; Symbiodiniaceae
Source: the annotation of a GenBank genome assembly